Ostrinia furnacalis (Asian corn borer) is the source of this 730-nucleotide messenger RNA. It is a transcript of the gene CPR93, whose product is annotated as cuticular protein RR-2 motif 93. Gene Ontology annotation, cellular component: extracellular matrix. Bases 21 to 581 code for a protein of 186 amino acids. The record is from RefSeq and is a predicted model, not a curated record. The transcript has 4 exons. Lineage: Eukaryota; Metazoa; Arthropoda; Insecta; Lepidoptera; Crambidae.
GCAUUUGUCUGCAAAGCAAAAUGUUCUCCAAAAUUUUAGUGGCUUGCGCUUUGGUGGCCGCGUGCCAAGCAGGUCUCCUGCAUCACGCUCCGGCGGUGUCAUCUCAGAACAUCGUCCGCCACGACCAGACCGUGCACCACGAGGUGCCGGUGCACUACGAGGCCCAUGCUGCCCAGGUGUCCCACGCCGCCCCGGCUCACGAGUACCACACCGUUCACGCCGCCCCAGUCCAAAUCGCCCACGCCGCCCCAGUCGUCCAUGCUGCCCCCAUCCAUGCUGCUCCCGUCCACGCUAUCCAUGCUGCCCCCGUCCACGCUAUCCACGCCGCGCCCGCCCUUCAUGAAGACCACUACGUCGAUGAAUACGCUCAUCCCAAAUACGGCUACUCCUACUCCGUUGAGGACCCCCACACCGGCGACCACAAGUCCCAGCACGAGGAGCGCGACGGCGAUGUGGUGAAGGGCGAGUACUCCCUGCUGCAGCCUGAUGGCUCCUUCCGCAAGGUCACCUACACCGCUGACCACCACAAUGGAUUCAACGCCGUGGUCCACAACUCGCCGCCCGUCAUCCAUCAUCAUUAGAAGUUUGCCCAAUCUGUGAUAUUAGCCGUAGAAUUCUAGCCAACAAAUGGAGAACAAUGUUACCAUUGCCUUAAGUGCAUGAAAUACCUUUUGUACAUAUUAGACAAUUAAAUCAUUUCUAUGUACACGACUAUUUAGUGAAUAAAGUA